Molecule: messenger RNA, 1407 nt
Organism: Lycium barbarum (goji berry)
Lineage: Eukaryota; Viridiplantae; Streptophyta; Magnoliopsida; Solanales; Solanaceae
Product: peroxidase 43
Exons: 4
Coding region: 338-1300 (320 amino acids)
Biological process (GO): response to oxidative stress; hydrogen peroxide catabolic process
Cellular component (GO): plasmodesma; plant-type cell wall
Molecular function (GO): heme binding; peroxidase activity
Source: RefSeq, a predicted model, not a curated record
UUGACACAUUGCCAUCUCUUCAGUUAAGUAUGGUAAGAGAGAAAACAAAAGAUAAAGAAAAAUCUUAAGUACAUAUAGUGACAUAACUGAAUAGGUGCACUACACAAACAUCACCUCCAUUUUUUUGUUUCUUCUCUUUUUCUCUUUUGGUGCUACCACUUCUUGAAUCAAACCACAAAAGAAAUAUUAAAGGAAGUGAGGAAGUUAAAAAAAAAAAAAACUCUCCUGUAUCCUACAUUCACCUUUUAGUUGAUCUUUCUUUCUUUCUUUUUUCCCCAAGAAUUCACUAUAUAAUUACCCAAUUAAACACUUCACUUGAUACUUGACUAGUUUCAAAAUGGUACUAGUAUUCUUCAUUCUAAUUUUAAGCUAUCUAGCAGGGAUCUCACAAGGCCAACUAAGAGUUGGUUUUUAUGGCAACACAUGCCCUAAUGCUGAGACCAUUGUUAGUAGUGUUGUCCGUCAAGUUGCUUCCUCCAACCAAAACAUUGCUCCUGUCUUGCUUAGGCUUCAUUUCCAUGACUGUUUUGUUCAGGGGUGUGAUGGAUCAAUUUUGAUAGAAAAUGGGGAUAAUGCAGAAAGGCAUGCAUUUGGACAUCAAGGAGUAGCAGGAUUUGAAGUGAUAGAAAGAGCCAAAGCUGAAAUAGAAGCAGUGUGCCCUGGCAUUGUGUCUUGCGCCGAUAUUGUUGCUUUGGCUGCGAGGGAUGCUGUUGUUUUGGCAAAUGGACCUUCAUAUGAGGUGGAAACAGGAAGAAGAGAUGGAGUGAUAUCAAAUUUAUCAUUAGCAAAUGACAUGCCGGAAGUUAGCGAUUCCAUUCAGAUACUCAAAGCUAAGUUCUUGCAAAAAGGCCUCAAUGGGAAAGACCUUGUUGUGCUCAGUGCUGCACAUACAAUUGGUACCACGGCAUGUUUCUUCAUGACACGAAGGCUAUACAACUUUUUCCCUGGAGGAGGUUCUGAUCCGUCCAUAAAUCCAAGUUUCCUCCCUGAAUUAAUGGCGACUUGUCCGCAGAAUGGAAACGUUGAUGUCCGGUUACCGAUAGAUCGGGGCAGCAGCGGGACGUUUGACAACAAUAUUUUGCAGAAUAUUAGGAGUGGCUUCGCUGUGUUACAAUCUGAUGCCAGUUUAUAUGAAGAUUUUGUGACAAGGAGCACUGUGGAUUCAUACUUUGGGAUUUUUAGCCCAUUUUUGGGGAUAUCUUUUGAGGCUGAUUUUGCUAAUGCCAUGGUGAAAAUGGGCAGAAUUGAUGUGCUAACUGGAUCUCAAGGGACUAUUAGAAGUGUAUGUUCCACAUUUUGAUUGAUAUAAUUGUAAGUACUAGUUUUAUCCUAUCACUAAGUCUUUGCUUAAAGCAUUCUAAUACUUGUGCUCUAUUGUGGAGUUUAACAUCAAAACCAAAAUUUCCU